AUAUUAAAACUGUAAAUAUUACACUUAUUGCAAUUUUAUUUUUACCAUGGCAAAAACCAACCAUGAAGUGCUACCACCAAGUCUUGCUGAAACAAUGUCUUCCACAAAAGUUUCUUCUCAAACCAACAUAGGUCCCAAAAAAAGUAUUAGUGGAAUAAAGACUCCUGCAAAGGCCUCAAAAAAAUCUUGUUCUGAGAUCUCCUUUAAAGAUUUUUUGUAUUUUCUUCAAACUGCAUACCAAGUUAAUGAUUGUGUUGAAGGCAAUGUCACUAACACAAAUUUUGAUUGGAAAAGUGUUGCUGGAAAUCCAUUGAUAGCUUCAAUAUUGGGAAUAAAUGAAGAGCAAGUGCAAAAAGUUUCUGAGCAAACAUGCAUUGAAAAUGCUGUUGAAGAAGCAAAGAGAGAAGUUGCAGAAAUCAGUAGUGAAAAUAAAUUUCUGUCACUGAAGAAAGCUGAAUCUACUAGUUUUGAAAAAAUAAAAAGUAAUGCUGCUGAAGUUUCUAGUGAAAUACGAAUGGCAAGCAAAAAGCUUUCAGAACACAGAAAUGUUGAGCAAAUUCUCAAAAGAAAAUUAAAUGAAAUAAUUCAGGAAGGUCUAUUAGAUUCUGUGCUACCAUAUGUUGUGCCAAAACAAACGGUUUGCCCACAACCCUCUCCCAAAAAGUCCUUCUCAGAUAUAAAUAAACCUGUAGUUGGAGGAGAUAAAGCAACAAUGCAACCAACUCCUAAAGAAAAACUGAAUUCUGCAUCCAAGAGGAAAUCAAGUACAUCUGGCGAAGUGGAAGUGGAAAUUCAUGUGUGUGAUGAAGUAAAAAAUUUAAAAAGAGACUUUAGAUGUCCCCAGAAAUUGCUUGUAUCUAAAAUGGGGUAUUUUGCUGAGGUGACUACAGGGCAAAAACUUGAAGAUAUGGAUAUAUCUGUACAUUGUGAUAUAACAAUUUUUGAUUGGCUGAUGCGUUGGGUCAAGAAAGACACUCAACCUAUUGAAACAUGGCCAACACUUGAUCCAUCAAAUGUGGUUCCAAUAUUGGUAUCAGCUGCAUUUUUGCAAAUGGACCCUCUAUUACAGGACUGUUUAAAUUUCUGUCAACAACACAUGAAUGAAAUUGUUAAAGCAUCAACAAAUUUAGCAUGCUUAAAUGACAAUAUACUGACAAGAUUGGCUAAUCUUUUUUCAAAUGUUGAUGUUGAGAAUUUACGUGACAGGAAAGAUAAAAUUCAGACAAGAUUGUAUUGCAAGUUAAUAACCUCUCUGACAGAAUCUACACCUGAUGCAUCAAGAGGACACUUUGCAAGUUUGGCAUCUAUGUAUAAAUGUUGUAAAUGUGAAAGGCUUGUUCUUCGUCAAUUGUCAUCUCAUAUUUUGUGUAAGCCAAGCAGCAUGAGGAUGGAUCGCUUUGGGAAUAUUAGUGCAAUUCAUACACGAGAUACAAACUGGAAUCUUAAUGAUUAUAUUCGGAAGUUGCACGAAGAACUCAAGUCAUGGCGGGCAGUGUACUGGCGAUUAUGGGGUGACUGCCAUUUUCUUUUCUGUACUACAUGCCAUCACUACUUCCCAAUUCAUCAAAUAGGAUGGUGUUGUUAUCACCCAGAACAACCUCAAUUUUUCACAAUGGAACAUCAGCGGUCCAUGAUGUACCCAAUUGGUCGCUUUCCUUGUUGUGGAGAGAGAGCAUAUAGAUUUGAAGUUUUACGAAAUCAGUCGGGUUGUCAGUUUCGAGAGCAUACUCCUACUUUAAAUACAGAGAAGGAAAUUUCUGUGCAUAAGAUAUAUACACAACAUAAACAUUUAAUUUCAUUAGAACCACCAAAACUUGUUUUUCCUGAACGUUUAACAAGGCUAGUCAGUAACAGAGGUGAAGCUGAUAGAACUGUCAGUACUGAUGUCAAUCCUAGGACAUCAAAUCGAGAAAUUUUGUGGUGGGAGGGAAUGGAACUUGCACCUCCCCGUCCUCGCCUAGGCCUAUUAUGUAGGCUUUGGGACACACAAAACAAAGAAUCAAACCAAAAUGCUUACCGUGAGUCUGCA
Messenger RNA from Gryllus bimaculatus (two-spotted cricket), 2029 nucleotides. The record is from the annotation of a GenBank genome assembly. NCBI's taxonomy places the organism in Eukaryota, Metazoa, Arthropoda, Insecta, Orthoptera, Gryllidae.